Messenger RNA from Leptopilina heterotoma, 2479 nucleotides. RefSeq lists its product as uncharacterized. NCBI's taxonomy places the organism in Eukaryota, Metazoa, Arthropoda, Insecta, Hymenoptera, Figitidae. Gene Ontology annotation, molecular function: translation regulator activity; mRNA binding; zinc ion binding. The transcript has 4 exons. The coding region runs from base 332 to 1393 and encodes 353 amino acids. The record is from RefSeq and is a predicted model, not a curated record. Gene Ontology annotation, biological process: positive regulation of cytoplasmic translation. Gene Ontology annotation, cellular component: cytoplasm.
AAUUUCUAUAUAUUUGUAUAUUCGUAUGAGAAUUAUUUGACGAGAAAAAAUAAUCAUAUUUCAUUAAAUUUUGUCAAAUAUAUGUUGACAUUCUGUACUGUUGCCAAAAAGUUUUCUUUGUUUCCAUCAUAACUAUAAAUCAGGCCUGCUAUAAAUGAUAAUUGAUUGGUUCGUAGAACUGUCUGCUAGCCAACUUCCUGCGUCCAACGUUCACUUUCACAUCGAGCUGCAGUUUUUUUUCCAAAUUUGGAACCACGUGUUUUUUAUGAACAGAAAAAUUAGUUUACCGUAGAAAAAAUCUAUUUGAAGUUUGUCGAUUCAAUUUUUCAAAAUGGACUUUGGAUAUGUUUCUGAUGAUGAAGAAGAGGUAAGAAAUCGUGAACCGCAAACCAGAAUGUCUCCCAUUUACCCUUCAACAUCGCAGGAAAUUAAAAUUUUAACAACAAAAGAAGUUAAGAAUGUAAUUAAACCGAAUGAAAGGAAAAGAAUAUACAAUGCAUCUGAAAAUGUUGUUAAAUAUCAUUAUCAAAGGAAUAAUGAAGAAUAUGAAAUAAAAAAUAUCGCUAAAAGUUUCUAUUGGAAUCCAAGAUUACUUGAAAAAAAAAUUAAACAGAAAAAGCAUGAUAGCUCAAUAAGAUUAGAUUUGUAUGAAAGAGGAUUCCAAUUAUAUCAAAGUGAUAAUUUUUCAAUUUUUGAAAAUGUCGGUGAAUUUUCGAAGAACUACACAAAAUUACCGCCUACUUUGGUGAAUUUGUGUUUCAAUUGUAAAGAGUACGGGCACUUAAAGAGUAAUUGUAAAAAUGAAUUCUUUAAAGUAUUAUACUGUUUUACUUGUGGUCUAAAAGGCCACAAGACACACGAAUGUAAUUCACCAAAGAAUUCAAAUGACAACAAUUUCUGUAAUUGGAAAGAAAUCAAUAUUAAUGAAACAGUUCAAGAGCUAACAAAUAGAAAAUAUCCGGAAAGAGAAGUAAAUUUUGGUGAAAUUAAUAAUUUCAUUGACGAUGGAUAUGCCCCACACUGUGAUAAAUUCCAAAGAAACAUUGAAUAUGAAGAAGAGGUACUGAAAUAUGGAGGCAAUAUUUACACAAAACAAAGCUUUGAAGAAAUAAAAUUCAGAAAGGAAAAGGAAUUGUACAGCAACCGAACUGAGAAAGAUUUUAAGAAUGUUUAUGGAUACACCGAAAAAGAAGAAUUUAAUAAAAAUAUCGUGCACGAGAGACACAGAAGAUGUUUUAAUUGUAAAUUAUUUGGACAUUACAGGAAACAAUGUUCAUUAAAACAAGUGAGGAAAUACUGUUACAGAUGUGGUAAAGAUAAUAUGACUCGAAAGAAUUGCACAAAUUGUAACAAGAAAGGAGAAAGUGAAAUACCAAUCACUAUUCAUAAUUGAGAUAUGAAGUUGGUGGUGCAUUGGAUUUUAAAAGGAGUUUUUAAACAAAUGGAAGCAUUUCGUGAAAGUUUUGAAUCUGUCUUUCCGGUUGGAUAUUAAAGAAUUCGAGUCAGUCUUCUACGGUCAUGUGCAAAAUAGAGGACAACGAGGUGUGAGAUUUUUUAAAGUAAAACAAACCUACAACUUUAAAAAAUAUCUUUCAAAUUAAUGAGUAAAUUAUCACCAGACACAAAUUGUCUAAUUUCAUCAAAACUUAAAAUCGAAUUAUGAGUUUUCACUUUAUAAUCUAACUGUAAGAAACGAUGCUUACUUACAAAAAUUAAUCAUUUUUCUUUAAUGUCAAGAAAUAUAGGAUUGAACUUUAUAAUUUAACUUUCAUCUCAAGGAUCACAUUUUGAUUCGGUGUACUUGAUUUUCCUGUAUCAUUUGUUUUCGAAUUUGCAGCUCAACGUCUCUUUGCAUUUCGAUUAUUAUUUAGAUAAUUUUCGAUUUAUUAUUUUUUAUUAUUAUUAUUUAAAUUUUCAUAAAUAAAUGUUGCAAUAAUAAAUAAUAAAAUUGUUAUAACUAGCUUCUUAGUUUAGAAAAAUUGUAACAAUGUUUUGAUACUACUGUUACUAUGCAUUUCAUUUAUAAUAAAUUGAAAUUGAAAUAACUUGUUAUUUUACCUUUCAAGUGAUGAAUUUUAAAUAAAUAAACUUUACCUUCUCAUGCGAGAUGGGAGAAUACUAAACGAAUCGAUGAACAGUUUGAAAGUAAAACUAAAGAAAAUUCCAUAUAAACAGAAAAGAAAUGAAUAAUAAAAAAUAUUCUAAUGGACAAAAUUGAAAAUACGAUGCUAUUAUCUUAUGCAUUGGUUAAAAUUUUAUUCCUCAUCUAAAUUUGCGUUACACAAGAAAGGGUGAAGUGCAUUAAAAUGUUAUUUAUUUCACUCUGCGCGAAACUAAACAUUUUAAUAAGAGUCCUCGAAAGACCUUCAAGCGUUGAGGAAUAACAGCUAUACAUUACUUUGUAAAUAGAAGUUUCUUUCAAAAUCGCUUUCAAAAUUUUUUGUUUCAAGAAACUUAAAAUAAUCAUUUCAUUUAGGAG